Molecule: messenger RNA, 708 nt
Organism: Suillus paluster
Lineage: Eukaryota; Fungi; Basidiomycota; Agaricomycetes; Boletales; Suillaceae
Exons: 2
Source: RefSeq, a predicted model, not a curated record
CCAAAAUGCAUGACGACUCAAGCUAAGAAUGCAACUCAGCAUCCAGGACAUAUUGUGACCAGGGGCAAAAACUGCAUAAAAAGAUGUACCAAAGCUCAAAAGGCUGCUGAUGACCAACAUGAAGAAGAGGAGAAGGAGGCAAGUAAAGCAGCUAUACAGGAAGCUCAUAAGCACGUUGCAGCAUUUCAAAAACAGAUGCAGACAGACCAAGCUGCUGCGCGUGCUGAUGCACCUAAGCCUAGCUGUCCUCGUCCUGUGAAAAAGGCUGUGAAAGCCCUAGAGACCACCGACUUGACUACAGCUGCCAAUAAGGCUGUUGGUGCCAUAGGCAAUUGUGGCAGGGCUGAUAGAUCAGCAGCCAGUGCCAAUAUUGAGCAUCCUGGGAGUGAAGACAAUGAGGAAUUGGAGGUGCAGAUGCCAGGAGCACACAAAAAGAAGGGAAAGAGGAUGGUGAUACCAGUGAAAACACCUGUGAGAGAUGCAAUUGAUGUGGCAGGUGCCCUUAUCGCUGGUGAAUCAACACAGGCACAUGAUGAUGAUAAGUCAUCUGAUUUGGAUGUCUCUACACCAGCUCCUAAAAAAUUCAGCCUUGCUGGUCGUAUCCUGAAUUGGAGGUUGAGUAUUCCCAUUGGUGGUUCAAAGCCACCCUCCAACUUGAAGCACAGACCUUCUGGAGCACCUUCUGCUAUCUCUAGUACCACUUCCUCC